GUCAAAGUCAUCUUGUUUGCUGACUACAGUUAGAAGAAGAAAAAGAAGAUGGCGGAACGCGGUUACAGUUUCUCUCUCACCACAUUCAGCCCAUCGGGGAAACUGGUGCAGAUUGAAUAUGCAUUGGCUGCAGUAGCGGCUGGAGCUCCCUCAGUCGGCAUCAAAGCUUCCAAUGGAGUCGUCCUGGCAACGGAAAAGAAACAAAAGUCUAUUCUGUACGAUGAGCAGAGUGUUCACAAGGUGGAGCCCAUCACUAAACACAUAGGCAUGGUGUACAGUGGAAUGGGGCCAGACUACAGGGUUUUGGUCCGACGGGCCAGGAAGCUGGCACAACAGUACUUCCUAGUUUAUCAGGAGCCAAUUCCCACCGGGCAGCUUGUCCAACGAGUGGCGUCUGUAAUGCAGGAGUACACACAGUCUGGUGGAGUGCGCCCGUUUGGUGUGUCUUUGUUGAUAGCUGGUUGGGAUGAAGACCAACCCUACUUGUUUCAGUCAGAUCCUUCGGGUGCAUAUUUUGCAUGGAAAGCCACAGCCAUGGGAAAGAACUACGUUAAUGGAAAAACAUUCCUGGAAAAAAGGUAUAACAAUGACCUUGAACUGGAAGAUGCCAUCCACACAGCCAUCUUGACACUAAAGGAGAGUUUUGAAGGUCAGAUGACUGAGGAGAACAUUGAGGUUGGCAUCUGUAACGAGGCCGGCUUCAAGAGGCUCACCCCAGCGGAGGUUAAGGACUACCUGGCAGCCAUUGCAUGAGCCCUCCACAUCUGACCAUAUUUCCAUUUGGUGACAUACUGCAGUAGCCAACAACUGCAUCAAUCCUAUUCCUUUUGCAAUCUGAGAACUGACGUAACCAGCUAGAUUUGUGCACUUUUUAAAAGCAACCGACCCUGUGAAACUACUGUACUGUAAUUGAACCCCGUAUAGCAUUCGUUUCAUUUACCACAUUUGGAUUUCUAUUUAGGCACACAGUGGCUGUUGGCUACUGCACAUGUCUAUAAAUGCAGUUUUAUAUGAGUAAAAUCUCAAGUUUUCCAUGUAAUUAGACUUCCUGGUUUUCACAAGUGUGAUGUAAUAAUAUAGUUUGCCUCAACAUUAAUAAACUAGUAAAAAACAACGCCAAUGGAAGGUUUGAGAUUCCUCCUCUUAUAAGAGUGUGGUUGUCUGUACAGCAGUUUUACACAAUGUACUUUUCUGACUUGGAAGGAUCAAAUUUGUAUUUCCUCCUUGGGUUAAUCAUUCUCAUAUUCAAAUAAAACAGUAUGCCGAGUUGA
Messenger RNA from Nerophis ophidion (straightnose pipefish), 1271 nucleotides. It is a transcript of the gene psma2a, whose product is annotated as proteasome 20S subunit alpha 2a. The transcript has 8 exons. Gene Ontology annotation, biological process: ubiquitin-dependent protein catabolic process. The record is from RefSeq and is a predicted model, not a curated record. NCBI's taxonomy places the organism in Eukaryota, Metazoa, Chordata, Actinopteri, Syngnathiformes, Syngnathidae. Gene Ontology annotation, cellular component: proteasome core complex, alpha-subunit complex; proteasome core complex. Bases 49 to 753 code for a protein of 234 amino acids.